Hydractinia symbiolongicarpus is the source of this 1644-nucleotide messenger RNA. RefSeq lists its product as uncharacterized. NCBI's taxonomy places the organism in Eukaryota, Metazoa, Cnidaria, Hydrozoa, Anthoathecata, Hydractiniidae. The record is from RefSeq and is a predicted model, not a curated record. The coding region runs from base 256 to 996 and encodes 246 amino acids. The transcript has 2 exons. Gene Ontology annotation, molecular function: protein dimerization activity.
UUUAGAAAGGUUUUACAGUAGCUGUUUGGACUCUGCAUAUGCAAAUGAUUUUAUGUAUGCGCGUUGUUGGUCAUAUGUAUGCAAAGUUUGUGUUGUUUAGGUAACAAUUUCUUGGCAAUUAAUUUACUAAUACUUGGAUUAGAAAAUUAAUUUCAUCAUAUGAUGAAUUAAUUGCAGGUUACUAUAGCUAUCAAUUGACUUCAAGUUAUGGUUUAGACAUGAGCUUUGACGCAGUAAAAAGGAGUAUACUUGAACAUGCAUACAAUGUCGCGCACCAUGCAACAAGAACAGUACAUUGUUAAAGAUGUGUUUUGGCACAAUCGUAAACUAACGCUUAAAGACGAUUCAAAAGAUAUAUAUUAUAAGUUUGCCGAUGGAAAUCCUUCUUCAUCAUUUGAAUCAUACAUAUCUGAGCAUAACAGCAGCUCAUCCGAAUGCUCUAAUAUCACGGGCAGCUUACAAGACAUUCAAAAAUUAAAUACAGCAGAAAAACAGUCUUACAACAAAUUAAACAAGAAAAAUAAAAUUGAUGAUAUGUUUUGGCAUAAUCGCAAACUAACGUGUAUAGACGAAUCAAAAGAUAUAUAUUAUGAGUUUGCCGAUGAAAAGCCUUCUUCGUCAGAUGACUCAUACAUAUUUGAGCCUAGCAGCAGCACAUCCGAAUGUUCUGAUAGCACUUGUGGCUUACAAGACAUCGAAGAAUUAAGUACAGCAGAAAAACUGUUUUACAAUAAAUUAAAUAAGAAAAAUAGAAUUGAUAUUUCGUACAGAAAUGAUUGUUACUUAGAGAGUUAUAGACUGAGAAUCAAUGCACGGCAAAAAAAACGGGUUGCCGAGAUGAAUGAACUGUUUCGGCUUCUGGACGAGAAGCUGCCAAAGCAGAGGAAUUCUACCACUGCGAAGACAAAAUAUAACUCCAAACUUAAAAUAUUACGACGAACAUGUCAGUAUAUAAACGACCUAUCUGAAUUUCUAUCAGAUAGCAAAUUCAAUUGAUUAACCAAAGUAUAUUUAAUAUAGGUUCCGUAAGAUUGUAUUCUUUAAUUGUGAACAUUAAAUAAAUAUAUUUAUCAGUUAUAAUAUUUUCUUAAUUUUAAUCCUGAUAGACCGAAUUUGUUUGUCAGUUGGUUUUCUUUAAUUUUUCAGUACCAAAAAUGAAUCAUGCAACGAUUUAAACAAGUUUUAAUUUAAUUAGAUAAAUAAUAUUUUCGUUGCCAUGACACUUCUCCAUCCUGUCUAAACCAUAGUGAUGCAAUUAAAGGGGCACUCCAGUGAAAAAAAAAUAUUUGAAAAAAAUGUUAUUUUGAUAAGACAAUGCAUAAAUAUGUCAAAGUAAACCUUUUACAAUCGUUAAAAAUUUCUAUUUAUACCUAAUCGGGUCUGUAAAUAUCUUCAAUUUCAAAUAAAUUUGCAAGGUCGCGUAAAGUCGAGAGGACUAGGUUAAAUGAGCACACGUCACAUCGUGCAGAAAGUCGGUAAGGUAACCGCCUUCUAAAAGUUUUUUUUACUUACUUUACAUUGCUCGUUGAUAAGUGUUGCAAUAAUGAUGAAGAUUAUAACUCAGAAAACUUAGAAUCGGAUAAUUUUCUUCAUGAAAAAGACUUUACAAAGCUACAGCCAUACAACUCCGAACCUCUUGUGUCU